Molecule: messenger RNA, 1404 nt
Organism: Debaryomyces tyrocola
Lineage: Eukaryota; Fungi; Ascomycota; Pichiomycetes; Serinales; Debaryomycetaceae
Source: the annotation of a GenBank genome assembly
AUGCCUAGAAGGACACAGCAGAUGAACUCUAUGAGUAGAGGCCGUGUACGUGCCUCUAUGAAUAAAUUUAAUUUAUUCAAUUUGUACAAGAAGCCUACGAUCAGCUACCACGGAAAGACCAUAUACCAACAAAAAUGGACAGCCAAGGCGGAAACAAGAGCAUACCACGGGGAACAUUUAACAGAAAGUCGGUGGAAACAAAUUUUCAAGCCAAAUCUUGAAUCCGUUGCUCAGUUAGAUGCAUCAUUGAAGGGUGUGGAAGUUGCACCAACGCCUAUGCCAUUACAAACAUACGCAGCAUUAGAAAAGAGGUUGGAAUUUGCUCUUUUCAGGGCAAUGUUUGCAUCAUCGGUGAGACAAGCGAGGCAAUUUAUUCUCGGGGGUCAUGUCAAAGUGAAUGGAGUGGUUGUUAAGCACCCUUCGUUCCCAUUGCAGAGUGGAGAUGUGUUCAACGUUAAGCCAGAAAAGGUUUUGUUGGCGAUGGGUCGAGUAAAGCCGGGUUUGGAACAGGCUAUCAAAGUUGAUAACAACCAAAUUUCCGUGUGGAACAAGUACGUAAAGACUGCUCAUGCUAAUCCAAGAGAAGUAUGGGAAUUGAAACAAAACAAACCUAAGUCAUUGAACCAGAGUGAUCAAAGUUCCGCCUCUAAUAAGGAAAUGAUCAAAAAAUUCAAUCAAGUUAUCGAUAAAGAAAUGAUCAAGCAACAAAAGAACACCACGAGAGAAUCAAUGUUGUCUAAGAUUUUAUCUCUCGCCAGUAAGCAAGCGGAAGAUACACCAGUUACGGCCGAUACUUUUAAUGAGCUAGGAAAAGGUAAUACUUUCAAGUGUAAUGAAAUCUACCAAAAAUUAGCUGAAAGUAAGCACAGUUUGCUCAAGCAAUUUUCUAUCGAAGAUGCUAAAAGAUUCAUUUCUACCAAAUCUACCGAAUUCGCAACUAAGGAAGAAGCCAAGCUUGCAACUGUCGUGAAGCAGACAUUAUCAGAGUUAGUUAAGACCCAACAAGAAUACAUUCGUGUUUCUUCUCAAGGAAAAAAAUUAUCUGAGUCCACAAAAACUAUUCCAUAUUCUUCUGACUUCUCCAAAAACUUAAAGAUUCAUAAAAAAUUAGAUAAGGAUGCACUUGUCGAAGACGAGUCUAAGGCCAUUGUUAACUUGCCAUGGCAAAAGGGCUUAUUCGGCCGUCAAGAUCCUUCCAAGCCAUACUUCACUCCUUGGACCCCAAGGCCAUUUAUUGGUUGUUUUGCCAUUUUACCUUCCCAUAUUGAGAUAUCAUUUAGUACUUGUCAUGCUGUGUAUUUGAGAGAUCCAGUCGCUAGACCAGGCCAUUCUGAAGUUAUCUCACCUUUCCCUGACCAUGCUCACGAGAGAGCUUAUAUGUUCUACGCCAGAAAGGGUUUGUAA